This is a messenger RNA of Pomacea canaliculata, 4162 nucleotides long. RefSeq names its product F-actin-monooxygenase MICAL2-like. Gene Ontology annotation, molecular function: FAD binding; protein binding. Lineage: Eukaryota; Metazoa; Mollusca; Gastropoda; Architaenioglossa; Ampullariidae. The record is from RefSeq and is a predicted model, not a curated record.
GGGGAGGGGUUUGGUUUUGUUUCUUUUUUUCCUUUCUGAGCUUCUCAUUGAUAAGAACCCCGAAGAAACAUAGCGAUAGGAUCUUGGGCGGGACAUCGUGUCCCUGAAUUGGUAAAUGCGUGUCUUAUAUUGUGGUUGAGUAUUAAGCAUAUAAUCCGCUGUUUUGUGGAGUGACGGCUUAGUUGUACGUCACCAGAAGGAUAUUUUCUACUUCGUGGAUUUACAAGGCAUGUGACAGACCGUGGCACGAGGGACUGUCGCGUGUGAUGCGAAAAUUCAACAUCGGAGGGUCUCGAGGUGUUAGACAAGAGCUCAGUGACCGCAGCGCCGCUGGAGAACCAAAUGGGAGUUUUCUUUCACACGUCCACCAAGGAUGCCCCUCAUCUCCGGUACUAGCACCUUAGAGAACAUCACAUUUCCCUUUCCAUCGAUGAGACAUAUCCAACCUCCGCUUUGUAGACGACAUCGAUCUGAAGGCAGCCACCAAAAAACGACCAUAAGACCUCGUCAAGAGACUGACUACUCGGAGACACGGGGAAUGGAGACAGCACUGACAAGAAUGUCAUCAACGGCAACGAUCUACGUUAACGGAGUACAUCUCGCGAAGGCGAAGACUUGUAAGUUAUUGGGAACCACCCUUUGCAAGAUACUCUCGAGACUUAUAUUUUGCUUCCAGUCCAUACCUAUGGGCUCAGGGCUUCCACACCGACAUGGGCUUUGGAGAGGAGAGGUUGCGGGGGGGCAUGGGUUGGAAGUCCGCUCUUCUGUUCUGGAAAAGUUCAUCGGCAGGUGCUCACCCAUACAUCACCUUAACUCUUCUGUAAAUCAGGCGGAUUUGUUGGGCUCUCAAUCGCAAAAUAAAAGACUAAAUCUCCAAAAACUUGUGCAUUUUGGAGGGAGGGGGAGUCGACAUAUCAUUUCUGACAAACUAAACUACACAUAUACGUACACUCACACCCUGCACCUCUUUUAAUACCUGCCUGGUCCGAUCCACUCAUCCGACGACCUUUUCCCAAUUUUCAGUCGAUUUGUGGCAAGCGAACAUACGCAACCCCUAACUCCUGUCGUGACCUACUGGAUCUACCUGUUCGAAUCCACCUGUACAAAAAAACAAAAAACGACGGUAAGCAGCUGCAGGUGUAAAAGAAAAUGAAGACGGAUCACUGCGACACAACUCGUGCACCCGCCACAGCCUUGCGAAGGUUAGCUCCCUGCAGCAGCUGCAACGUGUGCGACUUUUUGUUUUCUGUGGGGCGCCGUCGUGAUGUGUCAUGUGAGUAGCUGGGGCCCACGGACGUGCGGUUGUAUCGCAUUCAAUAACCUCCCUUGUCAGCGCACCCACGGUAGGUCAAAGGUUACUGGAGUGAACUAUAGAGAGUAAACAAACAGUUUGCCAUAGGUUAGUCUUCCCACGUUAUUCCUGCUCGCAAAGCCAGCUGAAGCGCCGCUCUCCCCCUGUGGGUGACCCUGUGAUGACGUCAGUUAGGGUCGCCACCGUCGUGUCAUCUGCUACCGUCGGCUCUUGAGGCGAAAGACAGGUGAGAUCGCGUGCGCGCGGGAUGUGAACACUUUGAUUAAGCGCCUCGUUCCUAGUCCGUGGUCACCCACUGUAACAGCCACGAGUUGAUGCUAGUGAGUGCGCACCCGCCUGGUGCACGUGAUCGAAGCUGGAGUCUGGACAUUAUUGACUGCAGGUGCACCGAACACCAGCAUGGCCACGAUGAGCGCCGCAGACCCAGAGGCCCAGGACAAGGUGGAGGCUGCCUUCAAGCAGUUCUUCACGGCUGAUUCAUGCGAGUCCAUCUGUCAGUCCUUCAAACAGCUCCUGCAGGCCACAGGUAUACAAGGACAAGCCGGCGACCAACGUGUCCUGUACACCAGUCUCAGGAACAAGCUGCAGGGCUACUACAAGGCCCAGGAACUGCUGAAGCUGCUGGACAAGAAGGUUGCACACCCAGUGUACAAGCAAGGCAAAGCCUGCACAAGCACGAAGGUUCUGAUCGUCGGGGCAGGUCCGUGCGGGCUGAGGGUGGCCAUAGAGUGCGCGCUGCUGGGGGCGCCGACGGUGGUGGUAGAGAAGCGGGGGACGUUUUCCCGCAACAACGUGCUGCACCUGUGGCCCUACCUCAUCACCGACCUCCGGAGCCUGGGCGCCAAACUUUUCUUCCCCCGCUUCUGCGCAGGCAGCCUCGAUCACAUCAGCAUCCGGAGGUUGCAGUGCGUUUUGCUGAAGGUUGUGCUGCUGCUUGGCGUGGAUGUUCACUUUGACGUCGCCUUCGAUGGCUUGAAGGAGCCCUCCAAGGAGAAAACCGACGGGUGGAAAAUCCACUGCACACCCAGCACACAUCCCUUGGCACAGUUCCAGUUUGACGUCAUCAUAGGGGCCAGCGGAAAACAGGGCGCCCUCCAAGAAUUCAAACGGAAGGAACUAAGGGGCAAGCUGGCCAUUGCCAUUACGGCCAACUUCGUCAACAACAACACGAAAGAAGAUGCCCAGGUGGAGGAAAUCUCAGGGGUGGCUGCCAUUUACAACCAGGAGCUUUUCGCCAAGUUGAAGGAAAAGACUGGCAUCGACCUGGAGAACAUUGUAUAUUACAAAGAUGACACGCACUACUUCGUUAUGACUGCCAAGAAGCAGAGUCUGCUACAGAAAGGUGUGCUGAAACAGAAUCAUACAGAUGUGGUGGCACUGCUCAAGUCAGAUAAUGUUAACCAAGACGCUCUCAUGGACUAUGCCAAAGAUGCAGCAAAAUUCACCACUGAGUAUAAGCUACAGUUUCAGGAGUUUGCCAAAGAUCACCGUGGAAAGCCUGACAUUGCUGUCUUUGACUUCACAUCUAUGUUUGCUGCUGAAAAUGCAUGUUGUGUAAAAGAGAGAAACGGCCAUCGACUGUUGAUGGGUCUGGUGGGAGACAGUCUCCUGGAGCCUUUCUGGCCUAUGGGAACAGGGUGUGCAAGAGGGUUUCUUGGUGUAUUUGAUGCUGCCUGGAUGAUUCUCAACUGGUCCAAAGGGGAGAUGACUCCACUCAAAAUUAUUGCAGAAAGGGAGAGUAUUUACAGCAUUCUGUCACAGACAACUCCAGAACGUGUGAUCAAAGAUUAUGAAAAAUACAGCAUCGACCCCAAAACUAGAUAUCCAAACCUGAACAAGUGCUGUUUGAAAAAAAGGCAAGUGGCCCAUCUCUAUGAUGGUAUCAUAGAUCCCAAGGAAUUUGAAGAUGAAGCAGAGGUACAACAGCCAAACAACACUCGGACGACCGGUGCAUCUAGCACUGACAGACAUAACCUCUUGAUAUGGUGCCAGCAGGUUCUAAACAAUGGAAAUUAUUCUGGUGUCAACAUCACAAACUUCACUACAUCUUGGCACUCGGGUCUUGGCUUCUGUGCACUUAUACAUGCCUUCCAUCCUAGACUCAUAAAGAACAUGCAGUCCUUACCUGGACGAUCGGUUGCUGAAGUUAACCAGUUGGCUUUUGAUGUGGCCAGACGAGAGCUGGGAGUGACGCCUCUAAUGACUGGGAAAGAGAUGGCUUCCUGCAAGGAACCUGAUGAGUUGACUGUACGAGCCUACCUGUCACAGUUCUAUGAGUUGUUUAAGGAUAAACCUUUGACAUCUGCAAAUCUAAAAAACAAACAGACCAAGAUAUCACUGGACAGACCUGUGCGCUUAAUUCCUGAAAAGCUAGACAGUCUUCCUAGAAAUGUAAAGAACAGGACCUUGGAUAGAAAAAAAGAUCAACUACAAAUUGACAAGAAACAAAAGGAGGCCAGUACUUCAGGGCCCCUGAGAAAUACUGCAAAGUCAUCAGCAAAACAAGCAGAGGAUGCAUCGGAAGAACCAUUAUUAUCUUCAGAAGAAACUGGACAGGAAACUAAAAAAAGAAGCUUCUUCAGUAGGCGCAGAAAGAAGAAGCAAGCUAAAAAGAAAAAGGUUAAAGACAAGACAAAGCAGCAGAAAAGGAGCAGGAGGAGCAAGCUGAAAACACUGGGGACAAGCAAAUAGGACAGAGUGAUAGAACCACUUCAGAUGUCAAAGCAAAAAUAGAAAUGUUUGGAGGAAGGAAAACCAGCAAUAAUCAACAAGCAAAUCUUCAGCAAGAAAGUGACAUGGAACCUUCUCUCUUCUGUGGAUUAUUUUCAUGCCAUAAAAAGUCUAGAAAGG